AUGAAGAAUCACAUCGUAGAAGCACUGCUAACAGCCAUCGUCCGAACCAGGCAUCCUCUUAGCCGAGCUGCCACGAGACUCUUGAAGUCAUCAUCAUCGUUGACAUUCAAGCCUACUGUGGCUGCACUACCACGAUGCGCCCUUUCUCUUCCCUCUGCGCCCCCUUUUGCGCAGCGCCGAUUAGCUCUUUCGUCCAGUCUCCAGACACGAUGGAACUCCUCUUCUAGUUCACCUACACCGCUGGACCAAGAAAAAGCAGAGGAAUCCCAAGUGGAUCGACCUGACUCGGUCCGGCCGGAAGAAAAUUUGGCGAAUUUGAGGAGCUCCGAAGCGCCUAGCCCUGAGAGGGCGGGGAGGGAACGAGGCCCUGCCAGAGCGGAAUACGAGUCCGAGAAACCUGAGGAAGGAAAGCGGGCGCGGCGGCAUCAAAUGCUGAACAAGUCGCUAAAACGCAAGGAGACGGUGUACGUGGGCAAUCUGUUCUUCGAUAUGACGGCGGACGAUCUCCGGGCGGCGAUGGAGAAGUUUGGGGUUGUGGAGAUGGCGAGUAUUAUUCAUGAUAACCGGGGCCUGAGCAAAGGCUUCGGUUAUGUCCGCUUCAGCACCAUCGAAGAGGCUGAGAAGGCUAUCGAACAACAGCAUAUGCAGGUGCUCGAAGGAAGAACUACUGUUGUGCAGUUUGCCAACACGGCGAUGUCGCGUUCUGAAAUUGACAAGACUGCUCCGACCUUCACGCUGUUUAUCGGCAAUGUGCCCUACGAAAUGACGGAUCAGGAUGUGAAUGCCCUAUUUGAGGAUAUCCAUAAUAUCGUCGACGUGCGCAUUCCCGUGGACCGCCGCUCGGGCAUGCCUCGUGGGUUCAUGCAUGUCGAGUUCCUGGAUGUUCCCAGUGCUGUCCGGGCCAAGGAGAUGUUAUCGUUGAGGGAUCCCUAUGGCCGCAAACUGCGGCUCAAUUAUGCGGCACCUAUGAAGAUGCAGCAGCGGAGGUCCAUUCCCGAGGAGCCGGAGAUGUAA
This is a messenger RNA of Penicillium riverlandense, 1014 nucleotides long. Its product is annotated as nucleic acid-binding protein. The transcript is spliced from 2 exons. The record is from RefSeq and is a predicted model, not a curated record. NCBI's taxonomy places the organism in Eukaryota, Fungi, Ascomycota, Eurotiomycetes, Eurotiales, Aspergillaceae. Gene Ontology annotation, molecular function: RNA binding. The coding region runs from base 1 to 1014 and encodes 337 amino acids.